Hydatigera taeniaeformis is the source of this 270-nucleotide messenger RNA. Lineage: Eukaryota; Metazoa; Platyhelminthes; Cestoda; Cyclophyllidea; Taeniidae. The record is from the annotation of a GenBank genome assembly.
AUGGCCGUUUCUCCUGGCAGCUUAAAAGAGUCGUCCUCGAGCUGCGAGGAGGCAUUGCGAUUUGCUAACGACUAUGCUUGCCUUUGUGGCCAGAGCUUGGAGGACAUGAAAAGCUUUGGUCCAACGAAAGAUAACUCAGCUCUCAGUCGUUUGCGCGCAGAUUUAGCUCAUCUACUAGAAGAGAAGACACUCGUUGAGGCAGAACUAAAUGCAUUGAAGGCUAAUCAAGAGCGAGCUAUGGCAUUGUUGGAAAGUUUUGGAUUUACCUGA